AUGUUCAAAGCUUCGGUGCUGUUGUGUUGUGUUGUGGUCUUGCUCUGUGGCAUGUAUGCAGCCGGAGAGAAAUACCACCUGAUGUUCAAUCCGAAUCAUAGUGCUGAUAAACGAAAUGGUUUCAGAGAUUUAAAUGCAUAUACGAUGGUGAAAGAAUCGAAAAUGACCAUCAUGGUCGGAGAACCUAUGGCUCAAGUUCAUUAUGAAGAGACUAUCAACAAGACUGGAUGGGCCACUUUGAGUUUAAGUACAAACUCAGAUAAAAGCGAUGAGGAGCAAGCAUUUGCUGCUGGUUUUGUUGAAGGUUAUGUAACUGGAGAAUUGUUUCAAAAUUAUUGGAUUGGAUUCAAACAGUAUACGUUUGAUACAAGUCAAACCAAACAAUUAGAUGCUUUCCUUGAUGGAAAUUUCAGAUUCAUGAAGAGAAAGAUCGCUGAAGCAAAAAAUUCUACAAAUCCAGAGGAAAGAACUUAUUGGUAUCAAGUCUCAUUGAUUUUAGAUCAAGUAGAAGGAAUGUAUGCUGGUUACUUGAAACUUAUGUCUGAAAAGGGAGUCUUGCCUGUGUUAUCGUUGGCUGAUUUGUUUAAAUUCCAACUGGACGGUGACAUUGAUGAUUUGUCCAAUAUGUGGAGUCCUCCUUCAUUUGAAACCAUGAGCAAGUUUGACUUGGAGAGCUAUGCCAUUUUCAAAACUAAAUGUAGUGCAUUUGUGAAAUAUAGUAAGGAUCGAAGAAAUAUCUUCUUAACGCAUGCUACUUGGGACACAUUCCAAAACAUGUUGAGAGUUUACAAGCACUAUAGAAUUAACUUUAAGAAUGUUCCAGCUAAGCUUGUCAGCUUCUCCUCUGCUCCUGGUUGGCUAGUUUCUGUGGAUGAUUUUUACAUUACUUCAGCUGGUUUGGUCAUUACAGAGACAUCAAACAACAUUUUUAACUUGACCCUUUAUCAAAAGACUACUCCAGAAACCUUAUUAUACUGGAUUAGAAAUAUUGUUGCAAACAGAUUAGCAACAUCUGCAAAGGAAUGGACUGAUAUCUUUGCUAAAUAUAACAGCGGAACCUACAACAACCAAUGGAUCGUGUUGGAUACCAAGAGAUUUGUUCCUGGCGCAGCAAGAUCGGAUCCAGAACUGCUCUAUAUUUUGGAACAAAUUCCAGGAGAUUGUAAAGUUGCUAGCGUAAGCCACUUUUUAGACACAUCAUAUUGGGCUUCCUAUAAUAUUCCUUAUUUCCCAUAUAUUUAUAACAUUUCAGGUUAUCCAAGUCAACGUGAUGCUCCAUAUAUUGGAGAUCUUGAAGGGGUUAAGAGAUUGAUUAGAAAGAAUGACUAUCAAACAGAUCCAUUUUCAGAUGGUGAUGCAUGCCACCAAAUUGCUGCCAGAUGUGACUUGAAUCCUCCAAACAAGAGAUCACAAGCAUUUGGUGCCAUUGAUGCCAAGGUUACUGACAUUUUCAUGGCAAAGACAAAUACUGCUGUAGCUCAAUCAGGCCCAACUCACGAUCAACAACCUGUAUUCACAUGGAACUCACAAUGGGAUAAACGCACCGCUUCUGCAUUUCAAAAACCAACUCACUCGGCAGCAAGAGAAAUCAUUGAAGAGGAAUAUGUUGUUGAUGGAUCUCUACCUUCAAAUAAUCAAGGAAAGGCUGCCAUUGCCUACAAGCUGAAUUGUGAAUUUUCUAAUCAAAAAGAUUACAUUCUUUUAAAGAUAUUAAGCAGUUGUCUUGAAGACACAAUCAAUCAGGAAUUUGGUUCUUUAUCUUUUAGGCCUUUUAGCCACAAUGGCCUUAACGAGUCAAUGAACGAACUUUGCUUUAUUGUUGGAGUAGAAGGGAUUUCUUUGCAAAAUAUGAAACUUGUAAAGAAUAGACUCGAACAUGUCAUUGAAAAUAUCCGAGUCCAUAAUGCACUGUUGUAUUUAGAUAAGCUACAAAUGGAGAUUCAAACAUUAUUCAAUUAUUCAACACACUAUGUUCAAGAGGGCUCUUUGCAUUCAUGGAAGAGCAGUACUAAUUCCAAACAAUUUCUUGAAAGAUUUUCGAAUUGUAUCGGCAUUUCACAAACAUUAUUGGAACUGAGGAAGUUAAUUGAAACGGACACUUCUGCAUGCUUUCAAUCAAUCAAAGAAAAAUACUUCCUCUCCAACAGCGAAAAAAUUAUAUUCAUGAUCAAUGCAACAAAACCUAUAGAGCUAGCUAAAGAAUCAUCUGCCGUUCAAAGAUCUCUAUUGCUUGAGUCCAAAGUUACACAAAAUUUAGACUUUAAGCCAAGCUCUGAGAUUGCUCCAUCUUUCAUCAGCCAGCGAGUGGAGUCACGGCUACAUGGUAGACUUUUUUUGAAUGUUCAAGAAGCCAACGGUGAUUUAGUUGAUAUUUCACUGACCAAAUACGAGCCUAUCUAUGUUUCUGCAACUGAAAAUAAGAUUUUCGACAUUCACUACUAUCCAAUCAUUGCCAAGUUGAUCAACCGAAUAGGAGCAAGAGAUGCAACAGAUGCCCUCAUGGAAUCGUUUAAACAACAAUAUUUUCCCAGAGGAAUCGAAACCAAAGUUGAAAUAAUGCAUGACCGUUUUGAUUGGGAUUCUGUUAAAUGUGGAAUUGUUGUCAGGACUCAAGUAUUGAAAAAACACUUAUUCAAAGCUCUCGAUAUUUUAGAUGCCAUGUUAAAUGACUCUGAGCUCAAGAAUAUGCAACCUCAUGCACUCAAUGAUGACAUGAUUAGAGAUAUUUUACAAACUCUUUCAGAUGAGAUUAUUUCAAAGCAUGGGUUGAUUGGAUUAUGUCAUCUCUCUUCAGAGUCCAAAGUGAAUCCCGUUACGAAAUUGCAUGACUAUGUUGGUGGAUUUGCUCAAUUAGCUUUUUUAAAGAGUAUGUCUACUGGUAGUUUAAAAAGUGUGAAAGAGCGACUUUUUCAAUUCUAUAGACAACUAAGUUCAAAGUCUAACACUAAAUUAUUGUUGACAACGAGCUCCUCACAUCUCGAUUCUGUUUGUAAAGUGGCUGAGGAUUUCCUUGAGUCGAACCCUGACACUUUCGACACUUCGAUGCAGCACAUUGGAUAUGGCACUUUUGUCAAAUCAAGUAAAGACAAACACCGAUAUAUUGUGAUUGACGAUGACAUAAUUCCAGAAGGACAUAGAAUUAUUUGUAGAAGUGUUAACACAACUUCUCCAAUUACUGCAGAUAAAGCAGGCCAUAUUAAUCUAUUGGUUGAGACAUUGAAUAGAAAAUUGUUUAAAGAUGCAUCAAGGCCCACAACAGCAAAGUACACAAUGGAUGGAACAUUUAUUCUCACUCUACUGACAUCGUCAUCCAUUCAUGUCAGUAUUUUAGAGGUUGUAGAAACAAUUCAACGAUUUAUUGAUUUUGGCAUUGAUGAAAUUGAUGAGGAAGAAUUGAUGAGCUAUAAGGUAGCGGCCAUGAGAGAAUUAGGGGAUUCUGUUGUUUAUCCUCCACACGAAAGAGCAACUAAGCAAUUCAUGUUUGGCAUUACACAUGAGGACUUUUCCUUGCUUAAACAGCAAGUGAUGACAGCAACUGUGGAAGAUAUCAGCCAUGCAGCCAAAACGUUAUUCGGUGCUGUGUCCACAGGCCAUGCUUUAGCUGUAUUGGGAUCCAAGAAAGACAUACCUCCAGAUAUUUUGGCGAUGGCACAAGGAAAAGAUGCAUCGUGGGAAGUCACAGGACAGGACUUGAACAUGACUGUAGAAGACUACAUAAUGGGAACGAAUGACGAAGGUGACCAAAACGAACAAAAGCAAGAAACAACCGACGAAGAUAAGCCUUUUUGCAGUUUUUAA
Messenger RNA from Naegleria lovaniensis, 3798 nucleotides. RefSeq lists its product as uncharacterized. The record is from RefSeq and is a predicted model, not a curated record. The coding region runs from base 1 to 3798 and encodes 1265 amino acids. Gene Ontology annotation, cellular component: extracellular region. Lineage: Eukaryota; Heterolobosea; Eutetramitea; Acrasida; Naegleriidae. The transcript has 8 exons. Gene Ontology annotation, molecular function: glycerophospholipase activity; metal ion binding. Gene Ontology annotation, biological process: phospholipid catabolic process; proteolysis.